This is a messenger RNA of Spodoptera litura, 5322 nucleotides long. RefSeq names its product SH2/SH3 adaptor protein dock (gene dock). Lineage: Eukaryota; Metazoa; Arthropoda; Insecta; Lepidoptera; Noctuidae. The record is from RefSeq and is a predicted model, not a curated record. Gene Ontology annotation, biological process: cell migration; ephrin receptor signaling pathway. Gene Ontology annotation, molecular function: receptor tyrosine kinase binding; signaling adaptor activity. Gene Ontology annotation, cellular component: cytoplasm.
AAUUACUCGACUAUUUAGAUGAAAUAAAGGAUUUGGUUUCAUCUCUACAUAAUCUAUGCAUUUUGACUGGUUUUCUAAAAAAAUAAGUUUGUCUAUUGAUUCGUCGUUUGCCCCACCGACAAGUGAGACUUUUCACUAAAUUAAUCGUUAAUUUAUGACAAACUGAGUGAAAAUCCUACCAAAAGUAUAAUAAUUUAUAUAGAGUACUACUUUAUAGAUUAUUCAGAUUGAAUAAUGAAUAUUUGGAAGACCUAAGCAUUGGAACAGUGCGAAGCUCCUUUGGUGUCUCAUUGGCUUUCGGACUUUUCGCACGUCCUACAAUAAACAAUCAUUAGGUUUUGUGGUGGUACUACAUCGUGAAUCGAUCGGUUAGGUAUCAUUUUGCGGAAGUGCAGUGAAUGUGGUGCAGUGCAGUGAUCUCGGUGAUGGACGCAAUGUAUCAGUGAAGGCGGCUGCGGUGACCGACCGGAUCUGUAGCUGGGGGUGUCAUGCUGGAGACGCGGUCGGCGCGCGCCGCAGACUCGGUGUGGGCGAACAAGCCGCUGCCGGCGCCGCACGCCAUGGCCAACACGAGGCACGGGAAAAACGCACAGGACGAUGUUUGCUACGUGGUCGCUAAGUACGACUAUGCGGCCCAAGGCGCUCAGGAGCUGGACCUGCGCAAGAAUGAGCGGUAUUUGCUGCUGGACGACUCCAAGCAUUGGUGGCGGGUGCAGAACGCACGCAGCCAGUCGGGAUAUGUGCCCAGCAACUACGUUAAGAAGGAGAAACCUUCACUCUUUGACAGUAUUAAGAAGAAAGUGAAGAAGGGGUCGGGUUCGAAGACGUUGCCGUCGAACAGUUCCCCGGUGCGCGGCGGCGGCGAGGCCGGCGGGCGGCGCGUGGAGCCGGCGGACGCGCUCGGCACCGCCGUCGUCAAGUACAACUACCAGGCGCAGCAGCCCGACGAGCUCUCGCUCACCAAGGGCACGCGCAUACUCAUACUCGAGAAGAGCAACGACGGCUGGUGGCGGGGACAGUACCAGGCCCACACUGGAUGGUUUCCAUCGAACUACACUAGCGAGGAGGGGGACAAUGAGGACCCCGUGCAUACGUACGCCAUGGCGGAAAAUGUGCUCGACAUAGUGCCGUCCCCGCAGGUGGCGCUGUACUCGUUCACGUCGAACAACGAGCAGGAGUUGUCGUUCGAGAAGGGAGACAGACUCGAGAUCAUCGAGCGUCCGCCCUCCGACCCCGAGUGGUACAGGGCCAGGGACUCGCGCGGACAUGUCGGGCUCGUGCCACGGAACUAUCUGCAGGAACUCGCUGACUACCUCACCACGCCCUACAGCGAGGGCGGGUCCGGCGGGUCCGGUGGUUCCGGCGGCCGUCCGGGCCCGGGCGCGGCGGCCGGGCGCGCCUGGUACUACGGCGCCAUCACUCGCACGCACUGCGACGCGCUACUCAACACGCACGGACACGACGGAGACUUCCUCAUACGAGACUCGGAGACCAACGUGGGCGACUACUCGGUGUCGCUGAAGGCGCCGGGCCGCAACAAGCACUUCCGCGUGCACGUGGAGGGCGGCCUGUACUGCAUCGGCCAGCGCAAGUUCCCGGCGCUGGAGCAGCUCGUGGCGCACUACCAGCGCGCGCCCAUCUACACCAACAAGGCGGGCGAGAAGCUCUACCUCGUGCGGCCGCUGCCCAAGGCCACGCAGCCCUGCUGAGCGCCCCGUCAUACCUUUUGUACGCCCGUGUCCACUAUUUACUCGUUAAAACUAGUUCAGAGCUUCCGUAUAUGCAUUGUCAAUUUUGUACGAAAUUUUGUAUCCAGGCUCCGCACGCUCGAUCGGAACCGACCACCGUUAGUGAGGGUUUAGCACGAAAGUAGUCGAUUAAUCGAGUCGAACGGAUUCCGCUAUCCACAUCACUCAGUAGUACAACGUAUCCCCGAGGAAUCUGUUCGUGACGAACGUAUUGUACUGUGACGACUUGUAACUCGGCGUUGAAGCGACGUCUAAACUUAUUACUACAAUAACAAAACCAAAAAUUGGCUUCUUUAUCUCUAUUAGUGUUUAAUAACAAUUUAUAUCAUAUUAUUUAGGUAAGUUCUAUAGUGUAAUUUUAUAAUGAGUUAUAGUUAAACUGUGUUUUACGCAUAUUAUAAUCGAUUGUGUCGCGUGUCUGAGCUCCGCGCGGAUAUAUUGAGUGGACGCUUCAGAGCAUGUGAUGUAUAACUAAAUAUACACUGAUGCAUAUGUUGUGAUGUUUGGCUAAGUAAGAUAUAAUGUAAGUCAUGAUCAGGGAAAAUCGUGGAAUGUGUCGGGCUGAGGAGUUAUUGUAAGUGAGUGGGAAUUUUGUAAGAAUUUUAUAUCGCGCUUAACGUUUUGAGGGCUCUGUUGCGACUGACAGGCAAUUUGCUAACGUAACACGCAUUAUUGUUUCCCAACAUCGUGGAUAUAUCUAGAAUGCAAGUUCGUGAUAAACAACCCUUUUAAUGUCCAAGUUUUAAGUCUCGCGAGGACGUCAAAAGCAUUAAAACGACAUUCCUUAUUUUAUAAAAUGAGCAUCGAGCCCGCCUGUCUGUCGCGACAGCGCCCGGUCGCGCGGCGGCCGGAGUAUAUCGCGCGCGCGGUCGCACCAACUGUAUAAGUCUGACUAGUGGAAUCGCGUAGUCAAAUAUAUCAAUCAUAACAAUAUUCCUACGUUUUAGUCUUUAUGACAACGAAUUAGGUAACACUUGGUUGGUACUACACCAGUUUGAACUUAAUCUUUCAAGUAAUACCCGACACGAAAUGCAAAAAUUAAAUUGUCUAAGCUAGAUGACAAAUGUUCUCUUGACUGAGUAAUAAACUAAAAUUAGCUUUAUAACUGUGUAACGAUGGAUAAGUUCAAACUGAUGUGGUGGGCAUGGAAUCUCAAAGGGUUGAUUUCCACUGAGGUGACAAUCGCUAGUCAAUAUUAUACGCCGACAUCACAAUCAACUCUCACUCUUAUGUUACAGUUUUAUUUAUUUUUAUAAAACUCGGUGCGCACGAUCUGUUCGGGUGGUGUCACUAUAACAUUGUGUGAAUUAAACUCCAGUCACUUGUAGACAUCUAAUAUUUGUAUCUAAUAUUUGAUUAGUGUAAGUAUAAAUUUUUUAUGCAAGUAGGAAUGUAUGAACUGUCAAACUAUGGAGAAGAAAAUAUGGCAGAAAAACGACUCAAAAUACGAUGUGUAUUACACGCAACACACUUAAAACCUCGCGCGACAUACAGAGCCCCUUCUUACAUGGUUGUCGGCUCGAUCGGUGUAUCAGUAUCGCCGCGAGAUGUAACCAACAAGUCUGCCACGUAAUGCAUUGGACUGUAGCAACUGUAGAUAUGUACUCUGAUAUUUCUCGGCGAUAAUUCUAUUGUAGGUACGUGACUUGGAAUUUGUUAUAAUUAAGUGGAAUUAAGGGUUGUACGUUAUGUAUUAUAAAUUAUUUAAUUGACAUUCACCCCUACACGUUGCGCGCACAAGUUAAUUACAAUUCGAUCCACUUGUAAAAAUAACAAAGGCAGCUUGAUUGUUGUUUUAUACAAAUUAAUAAUUGUUUAAUAAUAAUAAUAUAUUAAUUUCGUAAUGUAGAUACCAAUAUUUAAAUUAAAAUGCGAAUCACAUUCAACGAUUAAUUUUAAGUUGAACCUUGACAUUCUGAGUUGUAGCUUCUGGUCUGACUGUAGUGAUGUACUGUCCAGUAACGUCGACGACACUCCAUACGGAAAGUAUUAACUAAAUAGCUUUUACACAGGAACAUUUAUUUUUGUAUGGACUUUUUUAUUUUACACAUUUGACAGUUGAUGAUGCACCAAGUGUAGAAUUUUGUAUGCGAAACUUAGCGAUAAGGUUAGGUUACAUGUAACACUGUAUGAUGCGUGAUUGAGGGUGUUUUCCUCCUGUCUAUGGUUUCUACGCGGGUGUGAACGAUUAUUUGCAUUUAUAUUAGUAUAGUAACGCGUUACAAAUACCAUAAAAAUUACUAAUCUGAGAUUAAUAUUAUAACCAAUGGCGUUUUUAUGUAAAAGGAACUGCUUUGUUUAAUUCGUGAUUACAAUUUAUUACUAGUAUAGUAUUAAUUAAAGUUGCUGGUCUCAGUUGCAUUUUCUAAAUUCAUUAUAGCCAAAUUAAGUUGAAGGAAUACGGCCUUUUCUCUUCACAUUCUCCUUGGAUAAUUUCAAUGGAAAACAUCCUUGAGACGACAAUGUCGCCCAACAUUGACGAUGCACUAUUAUUUAAUUACAUGUGAUCAUUUUGAGAUAUGACUACAGUCUACACUUUGUGUACAAGCGAGAAUAUUUAAUUUAUCACAUUGUAUCAAAUGAUAAUUUGUGGUUUAGAAAGUUCCUGUUAUUUAUUAUCAAAAUUUUAUUCAAUUUCUCAUUCUAAUCAGAUGAUCACAUGCGCAGUUCUUAAAUUUCUCGCACUCGGAGAAGGAUGUGUCGAAAGUCAUAUCUCAAAACGCACUGAUUGUAAGUUACUAGAUCUUUUUGAUGUAUUUAAUACGUUUUAUACUCAAUAAUGUAAUUAGAAAUAAAUGCGAGGCAAACUCAGUGUAGAGAUGUAUUAUUAAAAAUAGCAAAAUGUACCUCGGCCGCAAGUUUUGAGAGAACAUUUGUUUUUUUGGAAAAAAUAUUGAAAGUUGUAUAAUAAUUUUUAUCGGCGCCUUGAAAUUAAAUUCUAUACACAAUAUGCACCUACUGGGACAAAAGUAAUAACUGGUCUAAAUUAUGUGAGGGCAAUAUUCCUCUUGUAAAGUCUUCCUAGAACGUUGCAGCAUUUAUUGGAUGCAAGCACAAAGUAGCGACAAGCACGGGAUCUACAUUUAAGAUGGUCAUAUUGAAUUGUUUCAAAAAUUAGUGUCAUAUUGGUAUGUUAAAUAAAAAUGUCUAUUGACGGGCAAAUGGGAAAUGAAUUGCGAAUGUGAAUAUAGUGCACUAACUUUAACAAGCUUUAUAAAAUAAACAUUGCCAAACUUAGGAAGGAAUUAAAGCCGACUUUACAUUCCUGAAGCUUUUUAUAAUAACACUUGCGACGAUUAGCUUAAAACUUAAGUAUUGGGUACUAAAGUACCGCCCUACCAGUUUCUCAAAAAUUGACUAAAUACAUUACUGUAUCUAACGUUUUAAUAGUAUCUAGGUAUAGAUUAUAGAGUGAUUCGGUUUUUUUAUUUUUAUAUUGCUCAAAGUAUAUUAUUUUAUAUUUGUAUUUGCGAACUUGUGUUUGUAAGUUUUUGUGAAUGUAUAUUAUCCGAUGUAACGAGCCAAUGUAAGUGCAGUAUGUAAUGUUUAACAAUAAUUUAUUUAUUAAUUUGCA